Leptopilina boulardi is the source of this 3214-nucleotide messenger RNA. Its product is annotated as ATP-binding cassette sub-family G member 1. The transcript has 13 exons. Lineage: Eukaryota; Metazoa; Arthropoda; Insecta; Hymenoptera; Figitidae. The record is from RefSeq and is a predicted model, not a curated record. The coding region runs from base 570 to 2675 and encodes 701 amino acids. Gene Ontology annotation, molecular function: ATP hydrolysis activity; ABC-type transporter activity; ATP binding. Gene Ontology annotation, cellular component: plasma membrane.
GCAGUUCAUGGACGCGCGGUGAACAGUAGAAAAUAAGAAAUAUGUAAACCAGAAAAUAUUUCACACUAUUGCAAUUUGUUAUGAGGAAGAAGAAAAGAGAAACAAAUAAGAAUCGUUGAAAAAAAAAAAAAAAACGAAACAAAAAAGAAACGGUGUCAAAGUGUGUUUAUCAAGAGCGGACUUUCCAACCUUAUUGAUGACCAAUCAAAGAAUUAGCAUUUAUCACUCACUGACAAUUCAAAUGAUUUAAUUGCACGAUAUUGUGUUAAUAUCAACCACUAAUUGAACUUAUUCGUCAGUUCGUGUAAAAGCGUCUUCUUUGCCAUGAAGCUGUUGUUAGUGCGGAAUUAGAAAUUGUGUCAUUAUUUUUCUUUUAACAUCAUUUUUUUUUCUUCCUUUAUUUCUUUUGUUUUUUUUCCCUUGAAAAACAAAGAAGUUUCUCUUUGUGGAUUAAAAAAAAAGUUAACAUCCAACACCUUGUCUGGUGUAUAUCUGGAUGAAUGCUUUCACGAAAUUAAAAAAAGUUAAAAAUAUUACUUAAUGCUGAUUAGUAAUAAUUUACUAAAAUCAUGACGAUUACUGAGAAUACAUUGCACAAUAGGCAAAUUAAUGUAGUUGCGAAUGGAUUGAAUGGAAAAAAUUCAGCUGUUCGACUACAAAUUGUGCCAGCGCAGCCAAAAACAAUAACCCAUUUACCUAAAAGGCCACCUGUUGAUUUGGCGUUCACCGACUUGACAUAUAAAGUUCGAGAAGGACGCAAAAACAAUGUCAAAACAAUUCUUAAGUCUGUCAGUGGGAGACUUCGAUCGGGGGAGUUAACAGCAAUAAUGGGACCAUCUGGAGCAGGAAAAUCGACUCUACUCAAUAUCCUGACAGGUUACAAAACAACUGGAACGGAAGGCAGCAUCACGAUGAAUGGCCACGAGAGGAAUUUGAGUGCUUUCAGAAAAUUGUCAUGCUAUAUAAUGCAAGAUAAUCAACUUCAUGGCAAUCUCACUGUCGAGGAAGCAAUGAAGGUUGCUUCUAGUCUCAAACUAGGCUCUCAUGUUCCUAAGACAGAGAAAGAAGAAAUGAUUCAAGAAAUUCUUGAUACAUUAGGAUUAUCAGAUCAUCGGCGAACAAUGACCUCAAAUUUAAGUGGUGGACAAAAGAAAAGACUUUCCAUCGCUCUAGAACUUGUCAAUAAUCCACCUAUUAUGUUUUUCGACGAGCCAACCAGUGGUUUGGAUUCAUCUUCCUGCUUUCAAUGUAUCUCGUUAUUAAAAACCUUGGCACGUGGGGGACGUACGAUUAUUUGUACAAUUCAUCAACCUAGUGCAAGACUUUUUGAAAUGUUUGACGCUCUUUAUACUUUAGCGGAGGGACAAUGUGUUUAUCAAGGAUGUACAUCACAAUUGGUUCCAUUUUUAAAAAGUCUCAAUCUCAAUUGUCCAAGCUAUCAUAAUCCAGCAUCUUUCAUAAUUGAAGUGUCUUGUGGAGAAUAUGGAAACAAUAUUAAAAAUCUUGUGAAUGCAAUUAAAAAUGGAAAACGUGAUGUUCGACGUGGCUAUUCAUUUUCGGAUGAAAAAGAAGCACUAAACAAUUCAUUGGCAGUGUCGGAAAUUCCAAAGGAUAUGGAUGUUGGAGCAAAAAUCACUGAAAUCAAGGACAAGAAUGACGCAAAUAAUAUUGAAGACAAGUUUCAGGAUAAAAAAACAAAUGAGAGUAAUGGAGUGAUUCCAAACUACGCAACCAAUGACAUUGCUAAGCAAAAUGAUGUAUCGAUAAAUCUUGAUAUGGAAAAGAAGGAUAAUAUUAAUCUUUUGGAUGAGACAAUUGUCGUAACACCGGAAAGAUAUCCAACAUCAGAAUUUACUCAAUUUUGGAUUGUUCUUAAGAGGACACUUCUUUUCAGCCGGAGAGAUUGGACUUUGAUGUAUCUUCGGCUCUUUGCCCAUAUCCUCGUUGGUUUGUUAAUUGGCGCUCUUUACUACGACAUUGGAAACGAUGGCGCAAAAGUACUCAGUAAUCUUGGUUUUCUUUUCUUCAACAUGCUCUUUCUGAUGUACACUUCAAUGACCAUCACUAUUCUUUCGUUUCCCUUGGAAAUGCCGGUUUUACUUAAAGAAAAUUUCAAUCGAUGGUACUCAUUGAAAGCUUAUUAUUUAGCGAUCACAGUUUCUGAUAUUCCGUUCCAGGCUAUCUUCUGCAUUAUUUAUGUGACGAUAGUUUAUUUCUUAACGAGCCAAUUGCCUGAAUUAUCGAGAUUCAGCAUGUUCCUAUCGGCUUGUCUAUUAAUUUCAUUUGUGGCACAAUCUGUGGGUUUAGUUGUUGGCGCUGCAAUGAAUGUCCAAAAUGGCGUUUUUCUUGCACCAGUGAUGUCUGUUCCAUUUCUUCUAUUCUCAGGAUUUUUCGUAAGCUUCGAUGCAAUUCCUGUUUAUCUCAGGUGGAUCACCUAUCUCAGUUAUAUUCGCUAUGGUUUCGAAGGAACUGCUCUAGCCACUUAUGCAGAUAGAGCAAAAUUAAAAUGCUACCAGAUCUAUUGUCAUUUCAAAGAUCCAAAAACAACACUGGAGAAUUUAGAUAUGUUGGAUGCGGAUUUCAUGCUUGAUAUUUUAGCUUUGCUGUUAAUUUUUGUAGUUUUAAGAAUUUCAGCCUAUCUAUUCCUUCGUUGGAAAUUGAGAAGUGCCCGAUAAUAAUUUUUCGCAAUCAAAAAAAAUUCAAAAAAAUAAUAUUUAAAUUAUAUAAUAUUGUGAGAAUUUUUGCUUUAAUUUUUUUUUCUCUUUAGAAAUAACGUCUUAUAAACGAACGAAAAAUACAAAUAAUGGAAAAUUCUCCAUGAAAAAAAAAAAAAUGGAAAAGAAAAAAUUAGCAAAAAUAUGGUUAAAAAAAAAACAAAACAAAAAUGUCACAAAAGAUCUCGCCGGAAUUAUUCCGAAUAGAUUAUUAUUAUCAAAAAGGGCAAAUUUUUUAUAAAGGAAUUUUUUUUUUAUAUAAAAAUAAUACGCUUCGUAUCGCAGCGUACUUGUUUUCUUUUGCAGUUUUAAUGAAAAAAAUAUGUUAAUUUAUUUAUCCUUAAUUUAGAGAGGAGCAUAAUUGUUUAACAAUGCACUCAUUAUUCAGGGUAAUAUAACUUUUUUUUUCUCUUCCCAAUUCAAUUGACGCACAAUUUUUUAAUUCUUCGAAAAUUAUUUUUUAUUUCAAAGUUCAAUGUUUGAAAUUUAUAAAAAAAAUU